Molecule: messenger RNA, 1102 nt
Organism: Camponotus floridanus (Florida carpenter ant)
Lineage: Eukaryota; Metazoa; Arthropoda; Insecta; Hymenoptera; Formicidae
Product: lysM and putative peptidoglycan-binding domain-containing protein 3
Exons: 3
Coding region: 313-1065 (250 amino acids)
Source: RefSeq, a predicted model, not a curated record
CCCUCAAUCAAACAAUUCAAAAUAUUUAUAACGUGAAAUAGAACAUACUCAUUCUACACAACACACAUUUGUGAAUACGCAUUAAAUAUUUGAUUAGUAUAGGACACAGGACUCACAGAAUUCUGUGACAGGAUAUGUAUGCAUGUAUGGUCCUCAUGUUGGUUAAGUUGGUUGAGUUCAAUGAACAUCCGCGCGUCUAUCUCUCAUAAUGCUAAUUGCCCUAACAUAUUUUUUAAAAAUUUGUAUGCAAAUGCGAUACGUAGAUAAGCAUUCACAUCGAAAGAGUGAAAUUAUGUUAAGCAUCGUCAAAUUAUGCCACAAAAAUUGAUAAAUUCAAUGUUCGACGAACAGAAAAAUGCUAGACAGCUGAUCUAUCAGCGUGGAAGGGAAAGUUCUCCACAUUAUGUAUUUUUACAUUCAGAUGACGAAAGUAGCACAGAUGAGGAGAAUAUUUCUUUACAAAUUAUUAAAUCCGUAUCAUCACACCGUAAAAUUAAAGUGAUCAAUAUACAGAUAAAACCUGAAGAUACUUUGCAGGCACUGGCUCUCCGAUAUAGAUGUACAAUAUCUGAAUUGAAACGAAUUAAUAAAAUUGACAAAGAGAAUGAGAUAUAUGCAAAACCUUAUAUUAAGGUUCCUGUACAACCAUUUUCUAUUUUAACUGAAAACCAAGAUGAAAAUAUCGUUACAUCUACACAAAGCCAAGAAAAAUUACCUGCAAAAAAAGAACAAUUAAUAGAUAUUAUAUCGACUACAGAAUCUUCAAAAGCAGAAAUUAAUGCAAUUAUAUUAAAUUCGGUAUGUGAACCUUUAUCAUCCUAUAAUAAUGCCAAUUCUUCUGAAGUUCCAUACACAGAACAUGAUCGAUUACUUAAUGAUAUGGAAAGUACUGAAAUAGUAGAAUCUUAUGAAACAGAUAUAUAUAAAUGUUCUGGAGACAAUUGGGGGUUGUCUUGGAUGCAACUUCUUUUGUUUUCAUUACUGUUAAGUUUUGCAGGACCUAUUAUAUACAUACUUUAUAUAGCUGAAUAUUCAGCAAAAGCAAAUAUGACUAUCAGUAAUUGAUAUUUUGUUUAAAAAAAGUAUGUAUAAAUAUAAUAAG